AUGUGGUUACUUGGAGUGACUUUAUGCCCCCUGUACUUAGAUUUGGAGUUGGGAGGAGAAAAUAUAGACAUAUUUGUAUCAGAGAACACCAUUCUACCUUGCCAAGAUCAGUACUUUGUAGGAGGCCAGAGCUAUAAUUGCCCGUAUUCCACUACAACGUCAGAAUCUAGUGUUGACGUUUCCACGGAGACUUGGGUCUCUUUCUGGGCUGCUGGUCUCCUGGACAACAGAGAGCCCCAACAAGCACCACAGGCACAGGAACCAUCCAGUGAAUCACAUUUUCCUGUUCUGGAUUCCUGUUCCUGGGAAGAGGCUCAACUUUCUUCUCAGCUCUACAGAAAUAAGCAGCUGCAAGAUACUCUGGUGCAGAAGGAAGAAGAACUUGCUAGGUUACAUGAAGAGAAUAAUCAUCUCAGACAAUACCUGAAUUCUACUUUGGUUAAGUGCCUUGAAGAGAAGGCCAAGAAAUUGCUGUCAUCAGAUGAAUUCUACAAAGCAUAUGGAAAAUUCAGAAAGGGGAAGAGGAAACCCAAACAGCAAAGAUGCUCUUUAACUGAGAUUCCCUACCCCAAAAAUGCGAAGAGAAACUUCUCUACUGACUUUGCUAAAUGUGAAGAACAACCUGGGCCUCCUGUGGAUCCCUGGGUCCUUCAGACACUUGGGUUAAAAGACCUUAACACCAUUGAUGACACUUUAUCAGCUAACUACAGUGCCCUCUCCUCUCAUCCCAGAAGCAUCACUGACACAUUUUCUGAGUUUCCAGAUGAUGCAGUGGUUUAUGAAAAUGUCCCCAGAGAGGAGCUGCCCAUUGACUAUGGAGGUGAUAGAACAAUCCCACUGCAGAGCACUGCCAGCCAUAGGGAAGAUUUCCACUUCCUUGCUCAACAUUCAGAUGCCUCCUUGGGGAAGAAAACCCUUCCAUACUAUACUGCUGAUGUGUCACCCAACAAGACAGAAAUGGCAUUUUCCACAUCCCUGAGCCCUCACUGCAAUGUGAAAACCCAUUCUUUCCACCAAGGACAAGCCUUUGUGCGCCGAGAUGAGGAGGGAGGCUGGAAGUUUACCUGGGUCCCUAAGCAAUCUUAA
Molecule: messenger RNA, 1086 nt
Organism: Lepus europaeus (European hare)
Lineage: Eukaryota; Metazoa; Chordata; Mammalia; Lagomorpha; Leporidae
Gene: GMNC
Product: geminin coiled-coil domain containing
Exons: 5
Coding region: 1-1086 (361 amino acids)
Biological process (GO): negative regulation of cell cycle; negative regulation of DNA replication
Cellular component (GO): nucleus
Source: RefSeq, a predicted model, not a curated record